Dendronephthya gigantea is the source of this 4982-nucleotide messenger RNA. RefSeq lists its product as uncharacterized. The record is from RefSeq and is a predicted model, not a curated record. Gene Ontology annotation, molecular function: ADP binding; protein binding. Gene Ontology annotation, biological process: regulation of apoptotic process; ubiquitin-dependent protein catabolic process; protein ubiquitination. Bases 48 to 4616 code for a protein of 1522 amino acids. NCBI's taxonomy places the organism in Eukaryota, Metazoa, Cnidaria, Anthozoa, Malacalcyonacea, Nephtheidae. The transcript is spliced from 4 exons.
ACUAACAACACGUACAAUGGUCGUCUGUAUCAUUUUUUCAAUUCAAUAUGUUUGAAUUGUAUAUACGUGCGUUUUUCUGGUGGAUUUUUUCACCUAUCUAUUCCUUGCUCUCGCAAAUUAAUCUUUUCAAGGGACGGCCAAGUAGCCCAAGUUACAAUUUAGAUGUGAAUGAUAAGGUUAAAAGAUGGGUUGUGGUUGGAAUUUGUCUUAACGUAGUCCUAUUACCUGCCUUAAGAGACAUUCUUGACACGGAACUCCAAAAAUGGUAUAAUGUUCUAUGCAGUAGAAUAAAUAUUGACAAGCAAGUUUAUUCCUCGCAUAAAAAAAAUUUACCACCUUCAAAGAUCGAGCUAAAAUAUGAAAAUAUCAACUAUAAUAAUAUGAUCCCAAAGACCAGACGGAAUACGUAUGAUUAUAAAGUUAAAAGUAAUUUGUGUUUGGCAAAGUUAUUUGUCCAACCUUUUAUGGCAAAGUUUACUGGUUUUGACGAAACCAUGGAUUUAUCAGUAGUUUUGACGGUUUUAUGUGAAGCAUCACCAUUUGCGUCUUCUGCGGCAGACGCAAAGAAUGUAAGAUCAGACAUCAGAAACGAGUGGGCUCACAGUAACUUCUCGAAAUGGACACCGCCAAUGUUCAAUGAUGCAUUUCAAGGAAUGAAAAAUUUAGUAAUAAAUACGGCAAAGCUGUCACCAGAUACCAAGAAAGAUUUGUGUGAUCGUCUAGAAAUUUGGAGAGGCUUGGAUUUGUCUUUUGAAAAAUCUGAUGAUGAGACAAACAGGAAGACCUUGGAAAAGUUGUUAGCUAAACUACAGACAUUACUUGAGACUUUGAGAUCCGAAGAUGAUAAACAGAUGAAAACAAUACUUAAGCAUCUUGAACACGUUCAAUCAAGUUUUCAGACAAAAAUAGAAGAGCUGGAAAGCAGACUUGAAAAGUGUGAAAAACUUACAGCCGAAAACUCGGAAAGAAUAGAAAACCUUGAACAAUCGAAAGAUAAACAAGAAGAAGAAAUUCCUUAUGUUUUUAAAGCUCCUCAAAAAAACCGAUAUUUCUGCGGGCGAGAUAAAAAACUUGAAGACCUUGAACGUAUUUUAAAAACUGACGACCCAGAGCAAGAAAACGUAUUCAAAAUAGCAGCAGUUUGUGGUUUGGGAGGCAUUGGUAAGACUAGUCUGGUAACUGAGUAUGCGUAUAAAAUGAAGGAGUUUUACAGUGGCGGUGUUUAUUGGUUCUCUGCGGAAAACGACACCUUCUUUCAAAAGUCUGUCAAUGAAAUUGCCCUGAAAAUUGGUUCUUCUUCAACUGACAACUUCGAUUCAACAUUGACGAAAACCAUCAUCAGAAUUGGGAAAACAAUCAAACCAUGUUUAAUCGUCUUGGAUUGCUUAGAUGAACUCUCUCUUUCUUCCAAUAUUUUGAAAUUUCUUAGCCUGGUUUCCAGAGACUGCCCUACGGCAGCCCUUGUUUUGAUUUCUAGAAGAAAUAAAAGUGUGCUCGUGGAAGAUAUUCAUCUAAAUCUUCGCGAAGAUCAUUGCCUCAGUCUGAAAUGCUUCGAAGAAAAAGAAGGAAAGGAAUUCUUAUCUCGCCGUACUGGGCUGACACUUGAUGAACACACAGAGCCUGAUGCCACAAGUCUUGUCGACAAACUUGGGGGAUUACCGCUGGCAUUAGAGCAAGCCGGAGCUUGCAUUAAAGCAAUCGGAUGCAGCAUAUCUGAUUACCUUGAGAAAUAUAACACUGAACAUUUGAAGCUUUUGGGAAGAAGGAAAGCAAAGCCAUUAUCGGAAAAUGAAUCUCCCGAACGUCUAGCAGUUAACACAACAUGGUUGUUAAACCUUAACCACAUUAAACAACAACCAGGUGGCGUAAAUGCAACCUUACUCAUGAAUGCAUAUGCAUUCCUCAAUCCGGACGAGAUCGAACAAGAGCUAGUCAAUAUCGGUCAACCGCCAAUUGAACACCAAAAAUUUGCUGAUAACAUGAAAAAGAAAUUCGACCGCCGUCAAGCCGUUACAUUGUUGACUGAUUUUUCACUUUUCAUGUAUGUCCAUGCGCAGUCCAUCAGCACCCAUCGAUUAGUUCAAGAACUAGUCAGAGAAAAUCUAACCCCUGAAGACGAAGCAAAGAGUUUUAGUCAUUCUGUACGUUUGCUUUCUUUCGCAUUUUUCAAAUGUAAGAGGGUGAAGUCACCAAGAGCGCUGCUUGGUCGCACUGACAUCGCACAGCAGGAAUUUCCUGAAAGCCAUUCUGAGUACCAUUUAUGGUCGAAACUUUGUCAUCACGGUUUUCAUCUUUUUCAGAAUAUGGAAAUCCUGCUUGAAAAUCUUGAUUUAAAAUAUCUACAAUCGCUUUUUGUUUUUGAAGCUGCGGAAAUUUUUCAUGAAUGUGCUGUUUAUCUCAGUGUAAAUUCAAAACACAUUGAAGCUAAGCGAACUCUGAAUCUUGCUUACCGAAUAAUAGAUUGGAUUCCUUCAGAAGAGUACAAGAUAGUAAAGAAACGUCUUUCAUCAGAAUCUCUCUCUGUGUCUGUCAUUCCCGUGCCGAAACGAUUGCAAAUGGUAAUAAGAAAUUCUUGCGCUCCCCCUCUGAGUGCUCGCCUAGCAAUUGAAGGUGGAAUUGCAGACGAUUCGAAAUCGCAUGAUCUGAAGCAAUGCAUCGAAAAACUUAGGAAAGAAGGAAAUGAAUAUUUCAAAGAGGGUCAUUAUGUAAAGGCAUUAGAGGCAUAUACUGACGCUAUUGAUAGAAGUAGAAACACAAAUUUUUUCGAUCCUUUACUGUUGACUAACCGUGCCUCAGCUUUCAUCAAACUGAACAAGCCUGAUGACGCUUUGAGAAAUUCAAAUGAAUAUAUAUCACUAUGUCCACUUUCUUGGCAGGGUUAUUCUAGAAAGGCUUUGUCACUGGUUCGAAAAGACGACAAAGACGGUGCAGAAAUAGCUGCAGCGCUUGCUCAUUAUUAUAACCUUUUGGAAAAUGAUACUUGCAUUUUUGACAAAUACGAACCGUUUAAACAAACUUUCAAAGGUCUAAAAGAGCGAAUUCGCAUUUGUGAUUCUGUAUCACAGUUCGAGUUAGCAAUCAGGUCAAACAGUUCACAAGACUGUCAUGUAAUUAUAGUUUUGGGGUCAAAAGAGUACUCUUUGAACAGGGAAAACCAAUUAAUCACUCCUCUUAGUGCCAACCAAACCGAGCCUUCCCUGCCUGUUAAAAACUGCACCAUUAUUGGUGCACAACUUCCAAAAGGCAAAGUUACCUUUAAGAUCGAUGGUAGCAAAGUUCCGGUUUUUUGUGAUAAAUGUAUACUUGUGAAUCUCUUAUUUUCUUUGGCUAGAGGUCAGAUAAUUUGUCAUACUGGUUCUAGUGUUAAAAUCCUUGACUGCAAUUUUACCUCAUGUGAUGACAAAUUUGCAGCUGUUGUUUCUCGUGGUGAAACUAUCUUCCAAAGGUGUAAGUUCACCAACUGCCAGGCUGGUGGGCUGAUAUGUGAAGGACCAGAGGGCAGUGAAGAAUCAGAUGGUACUAAAGGCCGGGUGCUAGUUGUUGUUGAUGACUGUACAUUUUCUCAUAAUAUGUGUACUGGCAUUGAAGUGCGAAACCAAGGAAUACUGACAGUGAGAAAUAGUCGCAUGUAUAACAACAAAACGGUUGGCUUGGUGAUAGGACCAAAAACAGAAAAAUGUGAAGCAUUCAACUGCCAAUUUUACAACAAUUCCUCCGACGGAAUAAUAGUCACUGGAGAAGCGAAGGGCGUUACUAACUGCCAGGCUGAUAGUCUGAUCCGUGAAGGCGCAGAAAACUUUGAAGGAACAGACGGUGCUGAAAAAGGACUAGCUAAAUGGGUUGUCGAUAGCUGCACAUUUUCUGAUAAUAUGGGUGCUGGCAUCGUUGUAGAAAACCAUGGCAUACUUAUAGUGAGAAAUAGUCGCAUAUAUAACAACAAACUGGUUGGCUUGGUUAUAGGACCUAAGGCGGCGAAAUGCGAAACAUUCAAUUGCCACAUUUAUAACAAUUUUUCCGAAGGAGUAUUAGUCACUGGAGAAUCCAAAGACGUAACUAUCAUGCGAAAUCAAAUCUCUGAAAAUGAUGCGAAUGGUAUAGUUGUGAAGAAUUCGGAAGUUGAGCUAAUAGAGAACAAGAUUAAUGACAAUGAGGCAUGGGGAAUCUGGUCACAGGACAAUUUUCGGUGUAAUAUCUUGAUGAAUAACGUUUUCCGUAACAAAUUUGGAGGUGUUCGUGAUGCAAAUGGAAUCGAUAGAGAUUCUUCAACGGAGGUUGUAUUGAAUACAUUUUACGAUAAUUUUGGUCCGGGAUUCUUUCAUUCUGAUGGCCCCCAUUCUGCAGAAAACCGAUUUAAAUCUUCUGAAAAUAGAGAAUAUAACAACCAAGAAAGAUUGAUGAAACAAAAUUAUUCCUCUUUUCGAUGUUCUCAAUGCUUUCAAAUAUCGGAGUUGAAACAAUGUGAGGAAUGCUUAACGACGGCAUACUGCGGGGAGAAAUGUGAAGAAGAGGACCGUUUUAAACACAAGAGAUUAUGCAAAGUUCUUCGUACGAAAUCCAGCUUAUUGCUUAUCACCGCCAGUUCUGAAAAGAGAGGCUGGAACUUUGUUUAUUUGUGAGUGCAAAUCGAACUUUACCUCUACCAAGUUGUAUUCGGAAGUUAACGUUUUGCUUGAUGGGAUAGAAAUGUAUGAAACCGAUGAACUCGAAGUUGUCAGGAAUCUCAUAAAAGAGUUUGGCAUCUUGUCCGACAGUAAAGAACUAGAGAAAAAGCUUAGUUUUCACGCCGUAUUCGAAAAGGAUGGUUCACUUCGAAUCUUCAUCAAUGAUAUUGCGAACUUUUAGAGCUUUUGAACCUUUUUUACCUAAUGAAAGAAAACUUUUAAAAAAGGGAAGAAUCUUAUCAAAUUAAGGCUAUAUAUGUACGCCUGUAAAAUUUCUAGAUUCAAAUUUUAUGACAUUUUUUUUAUAAUAAUUAAUGCCGA